AUGCCAUCUCCCGAAAUUAUUGAUCAUUCUCCUCGCGAGGCCAAGCGUUCACCGCCCAUUCCCACGGCUUCCAAUCUGGUUCUCAUUGACAACUAUGACUCUUUCACCUGGAACAUCUACCAGUAUCUGACUUUGGAGGGUGCCACUGUCCAUGUUAUUCGAAACGACAAGAUCACACUGGAUGAGCUCAUCAAGAAGAACCCGAGCCAGCUCAUUAUCAGCCCCGGUCCUGGCCAUCCAUCUACGGAUUCGGGUAUUAGCCGAGAUGCCAUUCGUCACUUUGCGGGCAAGAUCCCCAUCUUUGGUGUUUGCAUGGGCCUCCAAUGCAUCUUUGACGUCUACGGCGGCGAGGUCAACUCUGCUGGAGAGUGGCUGCACGGCAAGACUUCGCCAUUGACGCACGACGCAAAGGGUGUCUUCAGUGGUCUAGAGCAAGAAAUCCCGAUCACAAGGUACCACUCACUUGCCGGAUCACCCGUCACUCUUCCCGAGUGCCUGGAAGUCACUUCCUGGGUCGCUAAGCCUGAUGGCAGCCGUGGCAUUAUCCAGGGUGUCCGCCACAAGGAGUACACGAUGGAAGCUGUGCAGUUCCACCCUGAAAGUAUCUUGACUGAGAACGGACGCACCAUGAUUCGAAACUUUUUGCAGCUGCAGGGCGGUACCUGGGAGGAUAACAGCCGUCUCCAGACAGCAUCGAACCCUGUCAACGGCGCUGCAUCGGCCACUUCCAAGAGCAACAACAUUCUGCAAAAGAUCUACGCCAGCCGUCGCGCAGCCGUGGACGCUCAGCGAGUGAUUCCUUCUCAGAGAAUGGAAGAUCUCCAAGCUGCCUAUGAUCUCGGUGGCGCUCCACCUGCAGUGCCGUUCGUUAGGCGUCUAAGCCAGACUCCAUUUGACGUUUCUCUCAUGGCUGAAAUCAAGCGCGGGUCUCCUUCUAAGGGCAUCUUCAAUAUUGAUGUUCGCGCGCCUGUCCAAGCUAGGAAAUACGCUCUGGCUGGUGCCAGUGUCAUCUCAGUCCUCACAGAGCCUGAGUGGUUCAAGGGAAGCAUUGAGGAUCUCAGGACGGUUCGCCAGGUCCUGGACGGUAUGCCAAACAGACCAGCGAUCCUGCGCAAAGAGUUCAUCUUUGACGAGUAUCAAAUUCUGGAAGCCCGGCUCGCGGGUGCGGACACUGUGCUUCUUAUUGUCAAGAUGCUGGAUCUUGAAACGCUCGAGCGUUUGUACAAAUACUCUCAGUCUCUAGGCAUGGAGCCCUUGGUUGAAGUUCAAAAUGCUGAAGAAAUGACUAUUGCCGUCAACAUUGGCUCCAAGGUGAUUGGCGUCAAUAACCGAAACUUGGAGACAUUCGAUGUUGAUCUGGAUACGACUGGUCGACUCCGCAGCAUGGUUCCUGACACCACCAUUAUUUGCGCUCUGAGUGGAAUCAACACAUACGAUGAUGUCGUCAUGUGCAAGAAUGAUGGUGUCAAUGCCGUUCUGGUCGGCGAAGCUAUCAUGAGAGCGCCAGACGCUAGCGUUUUCAUCAGCGAGCUGUGCUCUGGCAAGGCCCCGGCAGUUAAAAAGGAGCAACCUCAGCCCCUGCUCGUCAAGAUUUGCGGUACACGAAGCGCCUCUGCCGCGAAGAAGGCUGUUGAAUCGCAUGCUGACUUUGUUGGUAUGUGCCUGGUGCCUGGUGCAAAGCGUUGCAUCAACGACGAGACUGCCCUCGCCAUCUCCGAAGCAGUGCACUCCUUCAGCGGCACAACCAGUUCUAAGCCCGAGCCCUCAGUACCCGUCGCAGGUGCUGCCGACUACUUCCAGGGUGCGUACAGUAGACUCCAAAGCUCGCGGCCACGUCUUGUAGGUAUCUUCCAGAACCAGCCGCUCAGCGAGGUCCUGGAGAAGCAGAAGCUGUACAACCUGGAUCUUGUCCAACUGCAUGGCGACGAGCCUCUCGAGUGGUCCAAUCUCAUUCCUGUCCCCGUCAUCCGUGCAUUCAAGCCUGACCAUGUCGCUCUGGGUCUCCGCGGCUUCCAUACCGUUCCUCUUCUCGACUCUGGCGCUGGCUCGGGGAAGCUGCUGGAUGUAUCCAAGGUCAAGGCCGUCUUGGAGAAUGAUCCUAAUCUGAGAAUUUUCCUGGCCGGUGGGCUGAACCCGGAUAAUGUUGCCGAGGCCGUCAAGGCGCUAGGCAAUUUGGCCGACAGAGUCAUUGGAGUGGAUGUCAGCAGCGGUGUUGAAGAAGAUGGAAAGCAGAGUCCUGAAAAGAUUGAGACUUUCAUCAAAAACUCAAAAGCGAUUCGAUAG
Akanthomyces muscarius is the source of this 2283-nucleotide messenger RNA. RefSeq lists its product as uncharacterized. The record is from RefSeq and is a predicted model, not a curated record. Bases 1 to 2283 code for a protein of 760 amino acids. Gene Ontology annotation, cellular component: cytosol. Lineage: Eukaryota; Fungi; Ascomycota; Sordariomycetes; Hypocreales; Cordycipitaceae. The transcript has 2 exons. Gene Ontology annotation, biological process: L-tryptophan biosynthetic process. Gene Ontology annotation, molecular function: phosphoribosylanthranilate isomerase activity; indole-3-glycerol-phosphate synthase activity; anthranilate synthase activity.